Triticum aestivum (bread wheat) is the source of this 1393-nucleotide messenger RNA. Its product is annotated as AP2/ERF and B3 domain-containing protein Os01g0141000-like. The transcript has a single exon. NCBI's taxonomy places the organism in Eukaryota, Viridiplantae, Streptophyta, Magnoliopsida, Poales, Poaceae. Gene Ontology annotation, biological process: regulation of DNA-templated transcription. Bases 132 to 1238 code for a protein of 368 amino acids. The record is from RefSeq and is a predicted model, not a curated record. Gene Ontology annotation, molecular function: DNA-binding transcription factor activity; DNA binding.
GCUGUUAGAGACAUUUCAUCACACAACUCAUACAACAAUCAUAGGCUGAAAUCUCAGAAAAGAACUAGACGGUGGAUUUUAUGAGCAGUUGAUUUUGUGGGCAGAUUACCAAAAUCACAUUCUGAAGAAUCAUGGGGGAAAAGAAUUGGCCCAUACACACCCUCCAAAAGGACGUCCCUUCCCCAAAGGGCAGAUGCCAAGCCACAGAAAAGCAGCAGUCCAUGGGACUGCAGAUCCUCAGCUCCACGCCGGAGCACUCCUCCCAGCACUCUUCCGGCGCGUCCACGGCCACGACCGAGUCGGGUGCCGCCGGCCGGCUGCCGACGCCGCUGGGCCUACCUGUCGCCAUCCCCGACGAGGCCGUGACCUCGCGCUCGGCGUCGGCAUCGGCGCAGUCGGCGUCGUCGCGGUUCAAGGGCGUGGUGCCGCAGCCCAACGGGCGGUGGGGCGCCCAGAUCUACGAUCGCCACGCGCGCGUCUGGAUCGGCACGUUCCCCGACGAGGACGCCGCGGCGCGCGCCUACGACGUGGCCGCGCUCCGCUACCGCGGCCUCGACGCCGCCACCAACUUCCCGCGCACGGCCGCGUCGACGGAGCUCGCCUUCCUGGCGGCGCACUCCAAGGCCGAGAUCGUCGACAUGCUCCGCAAGCACACCUACUCCGACGAGCUCCGCCGGGGCCUGCGCCGCGGCCGCGGCAUUGGGGGCCGCGCGGAGCCGACGCCGUCGUGGGCGAGGGAGCCGCUCUUCGAGAAGGUCCUGACGCCGAGCGACGUCGGCAAGCUGAACCGCAUCGUGUUGCCGAAGCAGCACGCCGAGAAGCACAUCCCCCUGAAGCGCGCGCCGGAGACAACGACCGCCGCUGACAAGUGCGUGCUGCUCAACUUCGAGGACGGCGAGGGGAAGGUGUGGCGGUUCAGGUACUCGUACUGGAACAGCAGCCAGAGCUACGUGCUCACCAAGGGCUGGAGCCGGUUCGUCCGGGAGAAGGGCCUCGUCGCCGGCGACGUCGUCGUGUUCUCCUGCUCAGAGUACGGACAGGAGAAGCACUUCUUCAUCGACUACAAGAAGACCAUGACGGCGAGUGGCGGCGCAGCGGCGUCGCCGCCGCCGGUGGUGGAGACAGGCAAAAGAGAAGAAGCCCAUGUCGUGAGGCUGUUCGGCGUCGACCUCGCCGGAGAGAUGAGGGGGCUAGCGGCGCCGGCGGGGCUGGAGUUGUUCAAGAGGCAAUGGCAUUAGCGAGUAUGUUUGGUUUUGCAGCUGAGAAAUCUUUGCUAAACCAGUAGGAGUACUAUACUACUCCCUCCGUUCCCAAAUACUUGUCUUUCUAGGCAUUUCAAAUGAACUCAACAUACGGAUGUAUGUAGACAUAUUUUAAAGUGUAGAUUCACUCA